AUGGACAAGCUAAUCGUUAAGAGAAACGUCAUCGAAGGACGGCUGCGUAGGACCGAAGAACGUAUCGAAGCUGGCGGCGGCAUCAACAGCAUUGAUGGCCUUAAUGCUGAACUGGGGUGCAUCCAGGAGCUAUGGCAAGACUUUCGAGCCAUCCAACAGGAGAUUCUCGAGUCCUGCAUGGAUGUUCCCAGUUUGGAGGAGCAUCUAGAUGCCGAAGCAGAUUUGGUGGCGCGGUUCAACGCAGCGAAGGCCGUUCUAAACGGCAGAGUCCGCGCUCUACUGCGGACGGAGGAGAAGAGGGAACCGGAACCAAGCGAUGGUGAACCCGAACUUCCGACCAAUGCUGACGAGAGCUUUUCGUCAUCAUUAGGGAAUCGGGCACCGAUCGCACCGGAACCUGCAAUACUAAACGCGACGAACGUACCGGGCACGGAGCAGGAGGCACCCAUACGUCGGUCGCCAACAAGUGUGCGGCUAGCUACCCCGGAGCUGCAUCUGCCGAAGGGUAUUUUGCCGACGUUUUCGGGCGAAUACGGAGAGUGGUCAUCAUUCUAUGACCUGUUCAUCAGUGCAGUGCAUAACAACCACAACCUUACCCGAGCUCAAAAAUUAUUUUAUCUAAAAACGUACACCUCGGGUAAGGCCGCAAAUAUAAUCAAGCAUGUCAGGGUAGAGGAUAGUGCCUACGAGGGCGCUCUAGAAGCCCUGAAGCGGCGAUUUGAUCGAAAGGAUCUCAUCGUCGCCCAUCAAAUACAGAGAUUUAUAGAAAUUCCGUCAUUUACAGUACCAUCCGGGCAUUCCCUUCGGAGGCUGUUCGACACGGCGGAUGAUAUCAUUCGAGCCUUGACCGCGCUUAGCAGGGAGGAAAGGGACUGCUGGUUGAUUCAUCUGCUACUGAUGAAGGUGGAUGUAGAUACCCGGCAAACAUGGAUCGACCGCACCGCAUCAUUCGAAUACCCCGCUACGAUGGAGGAGUUUCUGGUGUUUAUCGACCAACGGGCCUACGCAUUAGAAACAGCUCACAAUUCAUCAUUUCGCACUACUACUGGUGCGACUCCACGACCUACGGUGGGCGGAAAAUUGGUGGGAAGACAACGGAUGCAAAGUUACGUCGCUACUGAUUCAGGUACGAAUUCAAAAUGCCCAGUGUGUCAACAAAGGUCACACUAUUUGUUGUUUUGUCCACGCUUCAAGGCUCUUUCUCCAACAGAGAGACUCCAAACCAUUCGGCAACUGGGAUCGUGUACCAAUUGCCUGCGCACAGGCCAUGGAACGGAGCCAUGCGGCGCGGGAAAAUGUAAGCGGUGCAACCAGAGUCAUCACACGCUUCUGCACGACAGCCUGGUGCCAACUCAGGUGCACCUGUCUUUCGGAACGGUGAACCAUGUCGCGGUGGACCACUUCUCAUCCGUAAUUCUCGCCACAGCCGUCAUUUGGGUCAAGAGCGCCACCGGAGAACGCGUCCCAGCUCGAGCCCUUCUGGAUUCCGGUUCACAGGCAUCUUUUGUUACGGCCAGCCUCGUGGAACGACUGCAAUCGCGAACCUGUCGCAUCGACAUUCCUCUGAAAGGAAUCUCCGGAAUGGCAACCAAGCUGCGCAAGGCCGCUUCGCUCACUAUCGGGUCCCGACACUCCAGCUUCGAGGCAACCAUCGAGUGUGCUAUUUUGGAAACAAUUUCUGGCCGCUUACCGAAUCAAGUAUGCGAUGUAAGCGGUUGGGGAUUGGAACCAGGGCUGCCACUUGCGGACGAAAAUUUCCAUACUCCAGCGAACAUCGACCUGCUUAUCGGGGCCGGAGUCUUUUACAAGCUUCUGGAAAGCAACCGAAUUCCACUUGGGCCGUUCAAGCCGGUCCUCCAACAAACCGUAUUGGGUUGGGUGGUGGCCGGUGAGUGUUACACCGGAAGGCCGGAAAACCCAACCGCACUCAGUCUGAUUACUACGUUACCAUCCGAUGAAACACCGCUUUCGUUAAAUCAGAUGGUCGCACGGUUCUGGGAGCUAGAGACCUUAGUUCCACAGCCAAUCCUCUCCGAUGAAGAACAGCGGUGCGAAGACCACUAUCGACUACAUACUACCAGAGAUCACACUGGUAGAUAUGUAGUCAAACUUCCCUUUAAACGAGACCCGGUAGAGAUGGUCGAAACGGGAUACGAGGCGCUGCAGCAAUUCAACGCACUUUGCAGGCAACUACAAAGGGAUCCAGAGAAGAGGAAACUUUACGAAGAUUAUAUCAACGGGUUUAUCACCGCGGGCCACAUUAGUCGUGCGGCUCCACUAACGAAGGCUCAACGGCUAAUAUAUCUGCCACACCAUGGGGUCCAGAAGGAGAGUACCACCACUAAGCUCCGGGUGGUGUUCAAUGCAGCGAUGAAAGCCAAGAAUGGUGUUGCGCUGAAUGACCUGCUUAUGACGGGGCCGGUAAUACAAAAAUCACUGUACCACAUACUGCUCAACUUCAGACGGCAUCCAGUGGCUCUAACGGGGGACAUCGAAAAGAUGUACCUCCAGGUCCGUGUUUCAUCAGAGGACAGUGAGCGAUUAAGAAUGAUCUGGCAAGAGCCGGGUCGCAAGGUGGCGGAAUACUGUAUGAAUACAGUAACAUUCGGUUUGACGUGCGCACCAUUCUUGGCGACCAGGACGCUAAAACAGCUCAUCAUCGAUGAAGGCCCAGAUUUUCCCGUGGCUCAAGAGUGUAUAGACGAUUUCUACAUGGACGACUGCCUGACCGGGGCGGCUUCCAUUACAGCGGCUAGGCAGAAAAGAGAGCAGCUGACGGCAAUGCUGGCAAGAGGCGGUUUUCCGAUCCGGAAGUGGGCCUCCAACGAACCGGCAGUUCUUGAAGGAGUACCUCGAGAGGACUGCGCCACGGAGAUGGCGUUAGACUUUGAACCCGACGCUACUGUUAAAACACUCGGAAUCAGAUGGCAGUGUCGCGGAGACAUAUUUAUCUUCGAAGCUAAUUUCGACGCUUACCAGGAGAGCUACACUAAGAGGCAGGUUCUAUCCACGAUCGCCAAGAUAUUUGAUCCACUCGGCUUGAUCGGACCAGUCAUAACCAUAGCGAAAGCAUUCAUGCAGGAGAUUUGGAAGAUCAGCUGUGAUUGGUCCGAUCCACUGCCGCCUAGCUUUAAUCAACGAUGGCGGAUGUUCCUGACUCAUUUGGGAGAAGUUUGGCGAGUGAGAGUCCCUCGGCGCAUAUUAAGCAUCGAUCAACCUACCCGCCUAUUUCUGCAUGGAUACUGCGACGCUUCGGAGCUAGCAUACGGAGCGGUGGUCUAUCUGCGAGCGAUCGACAACAGAGGCAACACCAGUUCCAGGCUGUUGUGCUCGAAAUCGAAAGUAUGUCCAAUCAACCGACCCACCAUUCCGAGAAGUGAGCUGUGUGCGGCUGCUCUGCUGGCCGAGCUAAUUAGGACGGUCAAAGAUAAUCUUCGCAUGGAGAUUCAUAAAACAGUAGCUUUCAGCGAUUCAAUGACCGCGUUAGCCUGGAUUUCGGGGGACCCUUCAAGGUGGAAAACCUUCGUCGCGAAUCGGGUGGUGCAGAUCAACGAGGUCCUACCGGCGAUUAACUGGCGUCACGUUCCUACUAAACAAAACCCGGCGGAUCUCUUGAGUCGUGGAGCAGCCCCUGUGACGUUGGCAAGCAACAAGUUGUGGUGGUGUGGUCCAUCCUGGGACCCGGAGGAAACCAGUGAGGUACCAAGUGUACACCUUACCCCGGCCGAAGAACGCUCCGUGGAUAAGGAGCAACGAAAGGUAUAUCCAGCGCAGGCGUACUUCGUCAGUGAAAGCGAGACGCUUGACCAUCUCCUGAACAAGUAUUCCAGCACAGUGCGGCUGUUCAGAGUGUUGGCGUGGAUUCAUCGCUUCGUGGACCACUGCGAAAUGCCACCGGAAGAUCGAACAUCGGGACCCCUAACGGUUGAAGAAAUCCAGGGGGCAGAACGUAAGCUGAUACGGUAUACUCAGCAUCAAGCCUACGACGCUGAAAUCACCGCGCUGCAAAAGGGAGACUCGCUGCCAGAGAAGAGCAAGCUGUGGCCGUUGACACCGUUUUUGGACGGAGGACUGCUCAGGGUGGGCGGCAGACUGGCUAGAUCGAAUUUGCCGUACGAAGCGAAGCACCCUUGGAUUCUACCACCGGAAAGUAAGCUGGCGAGACUUAUUUUUCAACAAGCGCAUGUUCAAAACCACCACUUAGGAGCGCAGGCGCUUCUAGAUCACGUCAGGCGUACCUUUUGGGUUCCUAAAGGACGAAAUCUAGCCAGAAACACAGUCUGGAACUGCGUUCCUUGCUUCAAGGCGAACCCAAAUCGAGGCAUAGUGCAGCAGGUUAUGGGCCAACUUCCCCCAGAACGACUACAGCAAUCACCACCAUUUUUCUACUGUGGCGUAGACUACGGCGGUCCAAUCAACAUCGUGGAACGACGAGGUCGAGGCGCGAGCACUAGCAAAGGCUACAUCGCUCUUUUCGUAUGCUUCGCCACGCGGGCCGUGCACAUCGAGGCGGUGAGCAAACUAACGACGAAAGCAUGCUUGGCGGCGUUUAGGCGAUUCAUUGCGCGGCGAGGCGUAGUCGGCCACGUCUACAGUGAUAACGGCACCAAUUUCCAAGGCGCGGCCAAAGAAAUGCGGGAUUGGUACCAAAAAAUACAAUCCCCGGACCACAAUCACCGUAUGGCAAACUUUCUGGCAGGGGGAGGAACGCAAUGGCACUUCAACGUCCCGGGCGUACCGCACAUGGGCGGUCUCUGGGAGGCCGGCAUAAAAAGUGCAAAAAGGCAUCUCAACAUCGUUGCGGGGAAUGCUAAGCUGACCUUUGAAGAAUUUAGCACUCUGCUGACGGAAAUCGAGGCGAUACUAAAUUCCAGACCGCUGUCCCCUCAAACAAGUGAUCCGAAUGAUCUAAGACCGUUAACUCCGGGACAUUUUCUGAUCGGCAGGCCAAUCAUCGAAGCAAACGAAGGUGCGCAAUACCCGAAUAGCGCAGACUUACCCUACGACGUGAGGUUUAAAUACGUAACUCAGCUGAAAAAUCAUUUCUGGGAAAGGUGGAGCCGGGAAUACAUCCCGGAGUUAAUGGUCAAAGGAAAAUGGCAAAGACCCCUGAACCCGCUAAAGGAAGGAGAUCUGGUACUGAUCAGGUCAAAAAAUCUGGUGGUGGCGCAAUGGAGACUCGGAAGGAUUGUCAAACUUCAUCCAUCGCCUUACGAUCGUCCGAGGUUGGCAACGAUAAAGGUACAGUCGGCGGAAAUUGUACAAACCGUGCACAAUUUAAGUAAAAUUCCCAUCAAUAGAGAGGAAAAUUAA
This is a messenger RNA of Uranotaenia lowii, 5313 nucleotides long. RefSeq lists its product as uncharacterized. Gene Ontology annotation, molecular function: aspartic-type endopeptidase activity; nucleic acid binding. The record is from RefSeq and is a predicted model, not a curated record. The transcript has a single exon. NCBI's taxonomy places the organism in Eukaryota, Metazoa, Arthropoda, Insecta, Diptera, Culicidae. Bases 1 to 5313 code for a protein of 1770 amino acids. Gene Ontology annotation, biological process: proteolysis; DNA integration.